UUCCCAGUUCCUGUUUUUGCAACUACUUCAAGACAGGGCCGAGUGUUCCUGUUGAAGCAGAAACAUGACUGUGGAGGACGCUUCUCUGAAAAUCUUACAGACAGACCCUACCUCCAGAGAAAGCAUGGAGGAGGGACGAUCUGGAAAAGACCUCCAAAGAAAAUACCUAUCAAUUACAUCUCCUGUAAUCCCGCUUUCUUGUUGCAUCCUCAUGAUUGUGGUCCUAGCUACAAUUGUGAUGGUACUUUCCACUUUUUUGACAGUGAGAAACACAAAGCCGGUCUCAUAUGUUCUGUAUGUUACCUGCCCAAAAGAAUGGAUUGGAUUUGGAAGUAAAUGUUUUUAUUUUUCUGAAGACACGAGGAAUUGGACAUCCAGCCAGACAUUCUGUACCUCAUUAGAGGCUGUUCUUGCUCAGUUUGAAACUGAGGAGGAGCUGAAGUUCCUAAAAAGAUAUAAAGGCCCUUCUGACCAUUGGAUUGGCCUUAGAAGAGAAUCAUCACAUCAUGAUUGGAAAUGGGCAGACAGCACUGAAUAUAAUGCCUCGUUUGCUAUCAAAGGAGUUGGGGAAUGUGCCUACCUGAAUGAUAUUGGACUUAGUAGUGCCAGGAGCUACACAGAUAGAAACUGGAUUUGCAGCAAGACAAAUAAUAAUGUCUCCAUGGACUUGAAUACUUUAAGGACUUUUUAGGC
Molecule: messenger RNA, 693 nt
Organism: Kogia breviceps (pygmy sperm whale)
Lineage: Eukaryota; Metazoa; Chordata; Mammalia; Artiodactyla; Physeteridae
Product: C-type lectin domain family 2 member D11-like
Cellular component (GO): external side of plasma membrane
Source: RefSeq, a predicted model, not a curated record